Toxorhynchites rutilus septentrionalis is the source of this 2555-nucleotide messenger RNA. RefSeq names its product heat shock protein 83. Lineage: Eukaryota; Metazoa; Arthropoda; Insecta; Diptera; Culicidae. Gene Ontology annotation, molecular function: ATP-dependent protein folding chaperone; disordered domain specific binding; ATP binding. Gene Ontology annotation, cellular component: protein-containing complex; plasma membrane; cytosol. The record is from RefSeq and is a predicted model, not a curated record. Gene Ontology annotation, biological process: cellular response to heat; protein stabilization; protein folding. Bases 160 to 2310 code for a protein of 716 amino acids. The transcript has 2 exons.
UUUGAAACUCGAGAAAUUGCUGCUUCAUUUCCUAUUCUGUUCCCAUAAGCUGAUAGUUCUAGACGUUUGCAGCGCAGACUUCCAAAGCGUGUUCUUGAAAAACUAAACUUUUAGAGUAAAACUUUGAAAAUUUUACAAAAAGAACAAAAAGACUCGAAGAUGCCAGAACCAACCGGAGAUGUGGAAACUUUCGCGUUCCAGGCUGAGAUCGCUCAGCUGAUGUCAUUGAUCAUCAACACGUUCUACUCGAACAAAGAGAUAUUCUUGCGUGAAUUGAUCUCCAACUCUUCGGAUGCUCUCGACAAAAUUCGUUAUGAGUCGCUCACCGAACCCUCAAAAUUGGACAGCGGUAAGGAUCUGUUCAUCAAGCUCAUUCCCAACAAGGAGGCUGGAACUUUGACUAUCAUCGAUACUGGUAUCGGAAUGACCAAAGCCGAUCUGGUCAAUAACCUUGGUACGAUUGCCAAGUCCGGAACUAAGGCGUUUAUGGAAGCUCUGCAAGCCGGAGCUGAUAUUAGCAUGAUUGGCCAGUUUGGUGUGGGUUUCUACUCGGCUUAUUUGGUUGCUGAUAAGGUCAUUGUCACUUCCAAGAAUAAUGACGAUGAACAAUACGUGUGGGAAUCUUCUGCCGGUGGUUCAUUCACUGUUCGCGCCGACAACGAAGAACCUUUGGGCCGCGGUACCAAGAUCGUUCUGCACGUGAAGGAAGAUCAGUUGGAAUAUCUGGAGGAAAGCAAAAUCAAAUCCAUCGUGAACAAGCACUCUCAAUUCAUUGGCUAUCCAAUAAAACUGUUGGUAGAAAAGGAGCGUGAGAAGGAAGUAAGCGAUGACGAGGCUGAAGAAGAGAAGGAGGAAAAGAAGGAAGAAGAAAAAAAGGAUGACGAACCAAAGAUCGAGGAUGUUGAAGACGAUGAAGAUAAAAAGGACAAGAAGAAGAAGACCGUGAAGGUUAAAUACACCGAGGAUGAGGAACUCAACAAAACUAAGCCUAUCUGGACCAGAAACGCUGACGAUAUUUCCCAGGAGGAAUAUGGGGAGUUCUACAAGUCCCUUACCAAUGACUGGGAAGACCAUUUGGCGGUAAAACAUUUCUCAGUUGAAGGUCAAUUGGAUUUCCGAGCACUGCUCUUCGUACCGCGUCGUAUGCCAUUCGAUAUGUUCGAGAACAAGAAGAAGAAGAACAACAUUAAAUUGUACGUUCGUCGAGUUUUCAUCAUGGAUAACUGUGAGGAGCUCAUUCCAGAUUAUCUGAACUUCAUCAAGGGUGUCGUAGAUUCAGAAGAUUUGCCACUAAACAUUUCUCGUGAAAUGUUGCAACAAAACAAGAUUCUUAAGGUGAUUCGUAAGAAUCUGGUCAAGAAGUGUUUGGAAUUAUUUGAAGAACUUUCUGAGGAUAAGGAAACCUAUAAGAAAUUCUACGAUCAGUUCAGCAAAAAUCUGAAGUUGGGAGUACAUGAAGACAGUCAAAAUCGUCAAAAAUUAGCCGAUCUUCUCCGUUUCAAUACCUCGGCAUCUGGAGAUGAGUACUGUUCGCUGACCGAUUACAUCGGUCGCAUGAAGGAGAACCAGAAGCACAUUUAUUUCAUCACUGGUGAAAGCGUUGAGCAAGUUAAAAACUCAGCUUUCGUAGAACGUGUUAAGAAACGUGGUUUUGAAGUUAUCUACAUGACCGAAGCUAUUGAUGAGUAUGUCAUCCAACAACUAAAGGAGUACCAAGGCAAGCAGCUGGUUUGCGUCACCAAGGAAGGACUCGAACUGCCAGAGGAUGAAGAAGAGAAGAAGAAACGCGAGGAGGAUAAGGCCAAGUUUGAGAACUUGUGCAAGGUAAUGAAAUCAGUCUUGGACAGCAAGGUCGAGAAGGUCGUUAUUUCGAAUCGUUUGGUUGACUCUCCAUGCUGUAUUGUCACUUCUCAAUACGGAUGGUCCGCUAACAUGGAACGUAUAAUGAAAGCUCAAGCUCUCCGUGAUUCUUCUGCAAUGGGUUACAUGGCCGGCAAGAAGCAUCUAGAAAUUAAUCCAGACCAUUCCAUCAUUGAGACGCUUCGUCAACGAGCUGAUGCUGACAAGAACGAUAAGGCUGUUAAGGAUCUCGCCAUUUUGCUGUUCGAAACUGCACUGCUAUCGUCAGGAUUCUCAUUGGAUGAGCCCGGCGUACACGCAUCUCGAAUCUAUCGUAUGGUCAAGCUGGGGCUUGGAAUCGACGAGGACGAAGCUGUGAGCGCGGAAGAAACGACUGCCGGAGCUGCUGGAGAUGCUCCGCCUCUAGUUGACGAUACUGAGGAUGCGUCACACAUGGAAGAGGUCGAUUAAAUCAAAACUUAAGAAAACGAAACGCUGUAUUUAGAAGAUUUCUUGAAAUUCACCGUGUUUUAACGGUUUUACGCCUACACCAAACGCUAUUUUUAUUAGUAAUGUAAUGGAUACAUCUUCAAACACAUUUACUUUUUGUCCUUUUUCAGUUGAAUGAGAGAAAGUAGUAGCCAAAAUUGCAUUUAUGUGAUUAUAAAACAGUGAAUAUAGCAAACAAAUAAAGAAAAUCUCUUGUUCCAUAACAA